AUGGCAGAAAUAACUCCGGUUGUCGAAUGGCCGGACUACUCAGAUAAUCCACAAGGAGGCAAUCCUUACACCCAGGACUUAUUAGCACCGUACGACAAGGGGGAUCUGUGCUGGCUCCUCGUGUGCACUAUCAUAUGCUGGUUUCUCACGCCGGCCAUCGGCUUUUUCUAUGCUGGCAUGCAUCGUCGAAAGUCGGCUUUCACCAUGAUCUUCCAGUCCCUGUUCUGUUCAUGCGCUUGCGGCAUACAGUACUGGGUCUACGGAUAUUCACUAUAUCAAGCCCGCACGACUGGACCCUUCAUUGGGGACCUAUCUCUCGCGGGCCUUCACAAUGUCCUCGCGCAGCCCAGCAUGGCCAACUCUGACAUCCCAGAUAUCCUCUACGCUGUCUUUGGCUUCACAUUCGUCACGGCCACGGCGAUGAUCCUUGCUGGCGCUAUGUUGGAGCGUGGCCGACUAGGCCCGAGCAUGUUGUUCUUAUUGUGCUGGACAACCUUCGUCUACUACUUUCUCGCUUACUGGGAAUGGAACCCGUCAGGAUGGCUUUACGAGCUUGGCAUUUACGAUUUCGCAGGCUCCGGACCUGUUCACAUUGCCAGUGGGUUCGCUGCUCUCGCGUGGUCUCUGAUGCUGGGUCCACGUAAAGACCCCAACAGGGAGUCUCUCCACCCCAAGGUUCCACACUUCAGGCCGCACAACCCGUUCUUGGUCGGUCUUGGAACGGUUAUCAUUUGGUUCGGAUGGUUCGCCUUCAACGGUGCUUCAACUGCCAACCUCAGUCUGCGAUCCAUCUACGUAGUGCUAAACACGAACUUGGCAGCUUGCGGUGGCGGUUUGACCUGGGUAGCCCUCGAAUACGCCUUCGAACGCAAAUUCAGUAUCCUAGGGUUCUGCACUGGCAUCAUCGCCGGCUUGGUCGGCAUCACCCCCGCCGCAGGAUUCGUUGAGGUCUACGUCGCGGCCAUCAUCGGCGCCAUGACAGCCGUCUGCUCCUUCUUUGCCACCCGAUACAAGAACUACAUCUCCAUCGAUGACGGCCUGGACAUCUUUGCUCUCCACGGCGUCGGCGGCUUCGUCGGCGAUAUCCUGACCGGGCUCUUUGCCUCAUCAUGGGUACCUGCGCUCGACGGCGCGUCUGGGAAUAGCUACGCCGGUGGAUGGUGGGAUAGGCACUGGAAGCAGAUGGGUUAUCAGUUGGCUGCUGCCUGUUCAUGCGCGGCGUGGAGUUUUACGAUUUCAUGCAUCUUGCUCUUCAUCAUCAACCGGAUCCCAGGUUGCCACAUCAGAGCUAAGGAGGAGGAUGAACUGCUUGGUCUUGAUGCCAAGUACUUCUCUGAUGUUGAGUUCUCGGGAUACGAUAGCGAGAUGCAUGGAUUGAAUGGACUGCUCAGAGAAAAGGGGAGUGGGGCUAGUAGUAUGAAGGUUGUGGGCAGACCGACGACGGGUCCGCAGGGGGUUUCAAAGGUGGCAGAUGGCGAGAAGAUCGCCACAAAGUCGAAAUGA
Drepanopeziza brunnea f. sp. 'multigermtubi' MB_m1 is the source of this 1503-nucleotide messenger RNA. RefSeq lists its product as uncharacterized. The record is from RefSeq and is a predicted model, not a curated record. NCBI's taxonomy places the organism in Eukaryota, Fungi, Ascomycota, Leotiomycetes, Helotiales, Drepanopezizaceae. Gene Ontology annotation, biological process: ammonium transmembrane transport. Gene Ontology annotation, cellular component: plasma membrane. Gene Ontology annotation, molecular function: ammonium channel activity.